GUUAAUAUGAUUAGUGUGCUUAACCGAAAGAGGAUUAUCUACGCAUUUUUAAUAAUUUGGAUAUUGAGUGUUAAUAUUUGGAUAUAUUAUUAUAAGCAAGAAGCAUCAAUUACAUCAUUUGAAGAUAAAUUGAAUGACGAUUCGAAUGUAUUUGAUACACCAAAACAAUCAGGGGAAGAAGUGAAGAGUGAAGAAAUAAUAAAUAAUUUAUUGGUUCAACUUUACCAAAUACAAUUUGGAGUUAAAGAUUUGAAAAAAGUUAAAUCUCAUUCAACAAAUUAUGAUGAGAUAUUUAAAAAUCAUGAAAUCAAUGGAUUAUUGAAGAAAUUGAACUUUCAACAAAGAUGUGAUUUAUACUUUAAUAAUUUAUAUAUAAAGGAUAUAAAUUGGAAGUUGAAUCCAAAUAAAGAUUUUUUUCUUGAAUCAAGACAUUCAUUUGAAUUUGAAAGCUUCAGAAAAGAAAAAACUAAUCAAGUCAAAGAAACCAUUGCUAAAGAAAAAAACAUUGCUAAAGAUGAUGUUAAACUAGAUGAGGAGUUUGAAAAUAAAAUAAAAAAUUUAUAUAAAGAGUUUUGGCUGAAGACAAUGGAUUCGGAACAAGGUAUGAUGGAUUAUGUUACUCAUUUGAAAAUUUUCAACAAAUGUUAUAUAACUGGUGAUAAUACUCCUCAAAUGGUUAAAACUGAUAAAUUCAUUAAAAAUCAACAAAAUUUCAUCGAUACUACCACUACUCUACAAAAAUUUAUAAAACCUUUCCAAUAUUCUUCCAAUGAAUUAAAAUCAAAUCUUGAUUCUUUCACUUCUUGUCUUGAUUUAGAACGUCGUUUGUAUCCUUGGCUAUCCUUUUCUUAUCCUGUUUAUCAACGUUGGAAUGGUGAAACUUUAUACAGUCCUCCAAAUAUGAAAAAGUAUAUUAAACAUCAAGAACCUUUUCAACCAACUAAUAAUGAUGCUCAUAAUGGUAAAGGUGGUUCUAAAUUUCCAAAUUCAAAAUUAACUAAUAAUAAAAAUUGUUUCUUAAAUCAAUUUAAAAAUAAAAUGAAUUCAAAAGGUAUUGUUUUAUCAAUUGGUGAUGCUCAUGUUGAAGAUACAGUUAAUUUCAUUCAUUUAUUAAGAGCUUUAAAUAAUCAUUAUCCAAUCGAAAUUGUUUAUUAUGAUUCAUUGUCAGAAGAAUCAAAGGCAAAAUUGGUUCAUGCUGCUCAAGAUCAAUUUAGUGCUUUACCCCAACUGUUUAAUAAAGUUUCCCAAUUUUUCCCCGAUGAUUAUUUAGAUGAAAAUGAUGGUGGUUUACCAAAACAAGAAUUAUGGUUUGUUAAUGCUUAUAAUGUUAUUCAUGAUGAUUUUAAACAUAAAUUUAAAGGUUUUUCAAAUAAAUUUAUUGCUACAAUGUUUAACUCUUUUGAAGAAUUUAUUUUGGUCGAUGCUGAUACUAUUCCAGUCCAAAAUAUGAAUUUUUUCUUUAACUUGAAAGGUUAUAAAUCAAAAGGUGCUUAUUUUUUUAAAGAUCGUUCUGCUCCUGAAUUCAGACCUUUAUCUGAUGCUACUUUUUUCAAAAAAUUAACUCCUUCAAUUAUUGAUAAUUUAAUGUUCGAUAUCCCACUUUUAACUGAUCAUACUUUUAACUUAGAUUUUUUUCAAGGUAUGGGCCAUUUAAUGGAAAGUGGUUUAGUUGCUAUCGAUCGUAAUUUACAUUUUAAUUCAAUUCUUAUGAUGAUUCAAUUAAAUUUCUUUAAACCAGUUUUGCAAAGAGUUUAUGGUGAUAAAGAAAUUUUUUGGUUGGGUUUUGCUAUCAAUGGUGAUGAAGGUUACACUUUUAAUAAAUACUUUGCCGCUUCUAUUGGUGAAGAAACUCCAGCUAAUGAUCGUUUAAAACCUGAUGGUAAUCCUUCUAUAAGUCGUGAAGUUUGUGGUGCUCAUCCUGGUCAUAUAAAUGGUGAAGAUGGUAAAUCCUUAGCUUGGUUCAAUUCAGGUUUUAAAUUUUGUGGUCAAUAUGAUAAAACUGAUUUCAAAGCUGAUUUUGAUAAAAAACAGCAUUUAAAACAUCUUAAAUCAAUUGAAGAAAUGAAAAUUUUCUAUCAAAAUCCUUUGAUUUUGAAAAAUGCAGUUAUUCCUCCUUUCAAAAAUAAAUUAGAAACUUACUGUGAUAAUAUCGUUAAUGAACCAAAUAGAGGUUGGGUCAUGCAAUCCUAUUGUAACCAAUAUCUUUGGUGUGCUUAUUCCUCAAUUGGUGGAGCUACUAGAGAGGGUACCGACAAUACUCAAGUUGGUCAAUUCAUCGAAUUCGAUAAACGUUCAACCGAUUUAUUUGCUUAUUAUGGUGAUAUUUGGGUUGGUAAUGAAUAAACUGCAUCACUUUCUACACCCAUUCGACAUAAGUCAUUGGUCUGCUUUUACAUAUAUAUAUAUAUAAUUUCCUUUUCUUUCCAUUUUUUCUCAUCUUCAUUUCAUUCAUUAAAGGAUCUAGGAG
Hyphopichia burtonii NRRL Y-1933 is the source of this 2467-nucleotide messenger RNA. RefSeq names its product alpha-1,3-mannosyltransferase (gene MNN12). The transcript has a single exon. Gene Ontology annotation, molecular function: alpha-1,3-mannosyltransferase activity. Gene Ontology annotation, cellular component: Golgi apparatus. The record is from RefSeq and is a predicted model, not a curated record. Bases 7 to 2343 code for a protein of 778 amino acids. Gene Ontology annotation, biological process: protein O-linked glycosylation. Lineage: Eukaryota; Fungi; Ascomycota; Pichiomycetes; Serinales; Debaryomycetaceae.